Thelazia callipaeda (thelaziosis nematode) is the source of this 659-nucleotide messenger RNA. The record is from the annotation of a GenBank genome assembly. NCBI's taxonomy places the organism in Eukaryota, Metazoa, Nematoda, Chromadorea, Rhabditida, Thelaziidae.
AUGUCGAGGGGAAGCAGUGCAGGUUUUGAUCGACAUAUCACAAUUUUUUCCCCUGAGGGAAGAGUCUAUCAAGUUGAAUAUGCUUUUAAAGCGAUCAAUUCAACGAAUUUGACUGCUGUUGGUGUCAAAGGUGUUGAUUGUGCUGUAAUAGCGGUCCAAAAGCGUGUUCCUUUCAAUUCUUCGAUUGUUGUUUAUUUGCAGGAUAAACUGAUUGUGGCAGAUUCUGUGACAAGUUUGUAUCAGUUGACACCAACUAUUGGUUGUGCUAUGGUCGCUGAUAGCAAAUUUCAAGUGAAAAGAGCACAAAUAGAAGCUGCUGAAUGGAAAUAUGAAAAUGGUUACAAUAUGUCAGUGGAACAGCUAAGUAGGCGAAUGGCUGAUCUCAAUCAGUAUUACACUCAAAACGCUGAAUUACGUUCUUUGGGUUGUGUGAUGUUGCUAAUCUCAUAUGAUGAAGAAGAUGGGCCUCAAAUAUUUCGUGUAGAUCCAGCUGGUCAUUAUCGAGGUAUGCGCGGAGUAGGCGUUGGCGUGAAACAGCAACCUGCCAAUAGCUUUUUAGAAAAGAAACUGAGAAGAAAAACGGAUUUCGAUUACGAGGGUACAGUUCAAGUAUGUUUUUUCUAUAAUUCUUCAUAUUUAAUACUAUGCUCUCCUUAACG